Etheostoma spectabile (orangethroat darter) is the source of this 2063-nucleotide messenger RNA. It is a transcript of the gene akap7, whose product is annotated as A-kinase anchoring protein 7. The coding region runs from base 479 to 2014 and encodes 511 amino acids. The record is from RefSeq and is a predicted model, not a curated record. The transcript has 11 exons. NCBI's taxonomy places the organism in Eukaryota, Metazoa, Chordata, Actinopteri, Perciformes, Percidae. Gene Ontology annotation, cellular component: cytosol. Gene Ontology annotation, molecular function: protein kinase A regulatory subunit binding.
AUUGUUUACAAAUUGUAACCUAGCUGCUUCCAGUCUGCAUUGCAGUCCAUGUUUUCGUGUUCUGUGGAACUAAAUGUUAUUUUAAUUAUUCGUUUGGAUUUUUUUCCUCAAAAGGACUUCCAACCAUGAGAAUUUUGCACUGACAUAAUGACAAGUUAUCGUAAAUGACAGUCCGAUAAUUCUUUUUAAAUAGCUGCACAACAGUUAGCUAACAGUUAGCUAGCUCAACAGUUGUUCUGCAGCAUGGCUGUUCGAUUCAUUUCAACAGGUGUUAGCUACAGGAAGGCAAAGUCGGUCUCAAGAGGUUUCUCUUCGGUAACUGUCCCGAGGAGAGUUGUAAACUAAUAUUCUCUGUUUGCGGCUAGUUUAGCUAUAGUUAACUGUAAGGUCUGUUCAACUCAUAGACUCUAUGGUUCAACUAGGUAGCUGUUCACGUGAGUUGUACGUAAGUUUGUCAAACUUGAGCUAACUGUGUGUCAUGCUCAUCAGCCCGAUCCUAUCGACGUGUUCAAAAAUCGUGUGUUUGCAGAGGGUUCUUGCUUUCACUGAACUAUCAUUUCGCAGGCUGCAUCCCAAAUCCACCAGUCACUGUUGUGACGUAAGCGAGCCGAAGCCAUCUGCACACCGGUCCAGACUUAAGGAGCAGUCCGGUCUGUAUCAGCUAUACAUUUGUGUUAUGCAGCGAGCCGAUAUCUCAUCAGGCAAAGAGACCACUGCUAGUGCCUCAGAUGAUGACAAUGACGAGGAGGAGGAGGGUGGUGGUGAAUGUGAGGAUGUACAGGAGAGUCAGGCAGAAAACAAGGAGUUGAAGAAUCAAACGAUGAUUCCAGGUCAGGUGGAUGCAGUCACCAUGGAGGUCCAACAAGACCCUGGAGCCGGCACAGGGUCAGCUCCAGCAGGAUUGAGUGAGAAGAAGAACAAGAGGAAGAGGAGGAGGGAGAAGAGGAAACUGAUGAAGAAACAGCUCAAGUCUGCUGAUACUUCGGACAAUUUCAUGUCAGAGCUUCCAUUUUCUCUGACCAGCCCCUCUACAUGGAAAGAGCUAGGAUUCCCCAGCCCAGAGUCAGUCCAGAAGAAGAGGAAGAGAAAGAGAGGAAACAGUGAAGGGCGAGUGGACAGUGAAGAGGAUGCAGAGAACAAGAAGAAAAAGAAAGAGACCAUGCGACCCAACUACUUUAUCUCCAUCCCCAUCACUAACACACAGAUCAGUUCAGCUGUGAUUGCGGUCCAAGAGGCGGUGCUUCAGCAGGAGCCCCGAUUGGCUAGAGCCAUGAUCCCUGUCCCAACUCUCCACAUCACGCUAUUAGUCACUCAUCUCGCCAGUCAGGAGCAAGUAGACCUGGCGGCAACCGUUCUGGCUCAGGUCGAGCCUUCAUUGGCUGAGCUGCUGGGGGGGCGGGAUCUGGUGCUGCCCUUCUCAGGAAUCAGUCAUUUCAGGAAGGAGGUGGUGUUUGUUGGGCUGACCCCCGGACAACACAGACACACACUGGACAGUCUGGCAGAGUUGUUGCGGAGCCGUUUUGAGGAGCAGGGUCUUCUGCAAGAAGGAAAUCGUGGGUUUGAACCCCACCUCACCAUUAUGAAGCUAUCCAGAGUAUCAAAACUACGAUCCCAGGGUAUAAAGCGUGUGGACCCAGCCCUCUACUCAAACUAUACAAACAAGUUUUUUGGAGACCAGACAGUCGAGCGGCUGGAUCUUUGUUCCAUGUUGAAAAAGAAGCAACAAGACGGAUAUUACCACACCGAUACUUCACUACAACUUGACUUGAACCCUCUCCAUGCCAAACACUCAAGUGGGCGUCGCCGUUCUGAGCCCGAUGAGGCGGAGCUACUGAGAGUCAGCAGGCGACUGGUCGAGGAUGCUGUCAAUCGCGCCUUGCUACAGUUCAAACAAGAAACACUUCAAAAUGGGGGCGGGCCUAAUGCCACGGCACUACAGCCCCCUGGAAACACUGAAAAUACUGCGACAAAGACGGACACUACAGCUAACUCCACCACAGACAACAGGAAGUGACAUCAUCGGACUGAGGUACAGAGACUGACAAAACCAGCUGCCCAGAAAA